Amyelois transitella is the source of this 2172-nucleotide messenger RNA. RefSeq lists its product as uncharacterized. NCBI's taxonomy places the organism in Eukaryota, Metazoa, Arthropoda, Insecta, Lepidoptera, Pyralidae. The record is from RefSeq and is a predicted model, not a curated record. Bases 25 to 2082 code for a protein of 685 amino acids. The transcript is spliced from 5 exons.
GUCACGGAAGGAAAAUGCCAGAAAAUGAGAAUCCGCGGAUGGCAUUGCUACAUAGUGUUUAAUUGUGCCCUCAUAAUCCCUUGUUUUUAUGCAAAACCAGUAUCUUUAAAUGAAAUAAUUGCCGCAGAAAAGCAGAAAGCCCAAGUAUCAGAAUCUACUCCUAACUUCAAAGUGAAAGGUUUGGUUGGAAAGCCGAUAUCUUUAAAUGCAAUAAUUGCUGCAGAAAAUCAGAAAACCUACGAAUCGAAUCCUACGACUGAACGAAAAACAAAAGGAACUGAAGUGAAACUGAGGAAGAGCAAAUUUGAAUUACACGGAACCACUCGUAUGACAAAAUCUAAGGAAGCCCAAGUAAAAAGUACCCCUUUAAUUAAACAAAUAGCUUCAUUCAAGAAUAACCGAGCUAACUUUGAAAGUAUUCGAAAUAGAUUCAAACCUCAAGACAUACUUAGCAAGCUUCGCAAAAAACGUAAAACCAAAUCAAAUAAACGAGAAAUACUUCAUUAUGAGGGCGUCAAUAGCAAAUAUAUUCCUAUUUUUAGAAAUCUCAACAAGUUUUUUGGUAAAGUACUCCACAAUGACAGAAGCGAAACCAACAAAAUUAAAAAAGGGAAACUUAAACGCGAUAAAAUUGUUACCGAAAGAAACGGAAUGGUAUGUACCUGCGAGCAAAAAUUUGGAUUUGGACGAGCAGAGCCUCUCAUUAAAUCGCGAAAAAAGACAAUUGCUAAUGCCAAGACUAUCUCCACUGAGAUCUCGGUCCCUGAUUCCGAGGCUGCCACCGAGACAACCACUGAUUCUGCCAUGGCUAACAUCCGCGGUAUCGGAUCGAAUAAGAACCUACCCCUACUACUUUCAAGAGAUACCUCUGGCAGUGGGAGAAACCAUCAUGGAAACAGUAAGAGAAGCAGCUCCACAUUUCACGGAAACGUUAAAAGAAAUUUCACCCGGAAUCAUGGAAAUAGUAAACAUAAUUCCAGAAUCCGAGAAAAUGAAUCCUAUACAGAAAGUUAUGAAGAAGAUACCGACAGUUUUACACGAAACCGUACAAGUAGCAGUCGAUUCAGCCGAAGAAAUGGAAAUUUUACCAGAAGUGCAAAUGAUAGAAAGAAGACCAAUGAAGAUAUCGACUUUGAAGAAAACAAAAAAGGUAAAAGCAGACCCAACAAAGAAUUUAAUGGACAAGUUGAAUUCCAAAUUAGAAGAAACCAAACAGGAAGUAAAAUAUUUUUAUCAGAACAUGUUAGAGGAUUACGAGGACAUGUACCCAAGGAUCAAAUCUACGCUAACUCAGAGCCCAUACAGUCCAAAGAAGAUCAUGAAAAAAGCAACGACAAUGUCACAAUCGAUAGCGCCAGUGAUCAACGAAUCAUUGACGGAAGUGGCCCAACUUCCGCAAAAACUAAAGAUGUUGGUACAGAAAAUAUCACAGUAAUAUCUAUAAAUGAUCUUUUGAAUUCAACUUUAACUUUACGUUUCAAAAAUCAUAAAGAAGGUAACGUCACAAUCGAUAGCGUCAAUGAUCAACAAGGCACUGGCGAAAUUGGUUCAAUUUAUGGAAAAACAGAAGAUAUUAGUACAGAAAAACUCACAGUUAUAUCUAAAAAUGAUCUUUCUAAUUCAACUUUAGCUGUACAGUCCAAAGAUCAUGAAGAAAGUAACAAAUAUGGCACAAUCGAUAGCACUUAUUAUAAACAAGGCACUGACGAAAUCAGUCCAAUUUAUGUAAAAACAGAAGACAUUACAGAAAAACUGGCAGUAAUAUCCGUGAAGGAUGUUUCGAAUAUAACUUUACAGUUCACUGGUCAUGUAAAAAAUAAUGAUAACAUUACAAUCGAAAGCGCCAAUAAUAUAAGCGACACUGACAAAAGUAGACCAAUUACAACAAACACAGAAGAUAAUAAUACAGAUAAUCUCACACUUAUAUCUAUAAAUGAUUUAUCGAAUUUAACUUUAGCAUUACAGAGCGCCCCAAAAGGUAAUUUGCCAGUGGUGACAAUUUUUGGUGGAUAUAGUGUUGCAAAAGAUAUAAAUGGGCAAAACAAAUUAUCAGAACAAUCCAUCCAUAUACACUCAUCAUAAUCACAGCUAUCAAAACAUAAAAAUUAUGUGCCAAAUUCAAAGCUUCCAUAAUUAUAACAAUAAUAUGAAUAACAAAGCAAAAAGUAAUAA